This is a messenger RNA of Morone saxatilis (striped sea-bass), 3178 nucleotides long. Its product is annotated as centriolar coiled-coil protein of 110 kDa-like. Gene Ontology annotation, molecular function: protein binding. The transcript has 14 exons. Lineage: Eukaryota; Metazoa; Chordata; Actinopteri; Moronidae. Gene Ontology annotation, biological process: regulation of cytokinesis; centriole replication; centrosome duplication. The coding region runs from base 345 to 2834 and encodes 829 amino acids. The record is from RefSeq and is a predicted model, not a curated record. Gene Ontology annotation, cellular component: centriole.
GUUCUGUAAAGCAUUCUAGAAUCCUCUAUGCUCUCGGUCCGUGAAUGAAGUUGUUUAGAACGGAAUCUCCGAAGAAGGCGACGAGGGCAGUGGCGCGAGCACCGUGUUGGAACGCGGCCCACGUGCUGUUGCUAGGAGGCGCUGUUGGAGCCCGGAAGAGCUGAACGGCGGUGGUGAUGGGCAACCCGAGAUUGAGAGGAGGAGAAGCAUUAGGUUCAUUUUUAUAGCCGCACUUCGUUGUUUCCCUCUCGCCGUCGGAGAAAGGAGAGGAAGAUAUCACUUUUUCUCCAUUUUGAAGCUGGGCGACGAGGCUACAUGGUGUCUGUCUCCCAUCCGGAGUGUGGAUGUGUGGGUGUCCAGACAUGGAAAGCUACGAGGAGUUUUGUCUGCGGAGUUUGGCCAUACUGCAGGAGGAAGGGAAAUUCAAGAGGACGACCUGCGAGCCACUGUUGUCCCUGAAGGCUCGCUCUGGCAUCCGCUUCCAUGGAAGAGCUGUGCUUUCGCCUCUGCUGAGUGCAGAACAGCGAAGCGAGAUGUGUGACCUCAAACGGAGGGCGGUCCAGCUGGAGGUGGACAGGCAGAACCGGCAGAGGAACAACCUUUUGGCCCGGGUUCAGGACAUACUGGACCAGGCUCAGACACAAAAAGUACCAAGUGAAGAGGUUGAACAGCUGCCAGUUACUAAACCUGCCACAGUCAGUGGCUACACCCUGGUCACUGACUCUCCUGGACUUCCCAGAGACCCUGGAUUCGGGCUUCAGACAGAUGAUCAGCCUGCUACUGCAUGCUCUGAGACCCCCACCCUCAAUGGCUACAAGGCAGCGGAGGAAGUGAUGCUGGAGAGGGAGGAGAAGAGUGAGGAGGACGAGGAGGAAGAGGAGGACAUGAGUUUGGACAGUCUUCUUAAGAGAUCAAGGGAGUAUGUGAAGAGAGAGCAGAGUCAGCAGGGAUCUAAAGUUGUCCACGCAGUCACCAGGACUCCCCCGCCUGAGACGCCCUCCGACAAGGAGAACAAGAGCUGCAGUCCCAAGGGGGACACAGGCGUUGAGUUUGGAUUCAGUUUGCACCACAGCCCUAUUGGCCCACCUCAGACCCAAAUCCAGCAUCAAACUCUGUAUGAGCCCACUCCUCAGCAGUCUGGCCGCCUCUCACCUGCUCUACCUGACCGGUAUGCUCGUCUCCCCAGUCCAGAGUCCAGCAUUAGUCCCCGUCCACAGAGACGCAGACCUCGCCCAGUUUCUACAGGGAACAUUCACAUUUCGUUUCCCAUCGGCCCAGCAGACCUUAUCCCCCGAAGCCCAGGAAGGUCAGGGGAAGGUGCUGGAAUGGCAGACUGGGGAGAAGCUCUCUCAGGGGCCACAAAGUCCUCCGAUCCCUGGGGCUCAGCGGGGAGUGAAGGUGGAGCAGGUGUUAGAAACAGUGGCAGUCGUCGAUCCAGCCACUGUGGUACCAGUCCAGUCCAGGAGACCUGUAGCCCUGUUAGUGCCUCAAGGCCCAGCCUGAAGGGACACCAGGAACAUUUGGCUGCCGGAUUUCGGCGGCGCUGCCACACCCUGGACAGCCAGCUGCAUAGCUACCACUCUGGAGCUGAACACAUAGACCGCAGCCAGGAAAGGGUUCCUCGCUUCAUGGCCGGGGUCACAUGGAUGGCUCCAAGCUGGCGCACUCCUGCAGCCACCUUAAACCAGUCGUAUGAGGUUGAUAAUCCUUCACCAUCCCAGCUCAUAUUCAGGCUGGAGCCUGAUGACCCUCAGGGGAUAAAUGACGGAAGGAUCACACCAACCGUCCUCAGAAAUACAGCCGAGGCACAGAGCAGCAAGACAGAGGAGACCCAGAGGCGAGCACAGGCUCUGGAGGACAUGCAGAGGCGUCUGGAGGAGGAGCAUGCCUUGCAGAUGUCGCUGCUCCUGGCCGAGCAGGAGAAAGAGCAACAGCGCCUCCGUCUGGAGCUCGAGGAGACAGAGAGAAGACUAAACGAGCAGGGCUGUGUGCGGCCGUUGAGCGGGGAUGCUUGUGGGUGGACUUGUGACAGCUGUCUCGUUGUGAGCCCCUCCUGCCCAGGACUUAGCCCUGCCCACACCCCAUCGGAUAGAUCACCUGGACACAGUAUAGGUUUUCCCAGUCCUGUAAGUUCCAGUGUGUCCUCUCCCUCUGUCCAGACUCCCGUCUAUCUGUGGGGGACGACACGUGUGCUUGGCAAACCUCGAGCGAGGCUAAGUCAGGUUCUGACAGCAGAGCAGCAGAGAGCGUUCUGUCGAAUUGGCGCCAUCAUUCGUGGCUUCCUCACACGCAGACUGCUCAAAACAGAGAAGGUCAAACACCUGCGGCAGACCAUUGGGGACACACAGGAGUUCAUCCGGUCAUUCCAGACUGAAGCUCCACAGAGGAGGGGCACCUACUCAGCACAAGAUCGCUCCCUACAGGAGAGAGUUAGAGCCCAGUUGCGCGCAGCCCUUUAUGACAUCUAUGACAUCUUCUUUGAAAUGCCUUUGGGGGACCGCUUAGCAUUGCUGCAGCAGGACAGGGAGCUCCGAGCAGAGAGGAAGCUACGAGACAUGGAGAAAGCCAAGUGUCCCAAGGAGAGAGUGGUUCUCUCUGCUGCCACACAGAGGUCUCUGGACAGGAAAAAGAGGGUUGGCGAAUCCCCAGCACAGGCUAGGAAGAUGCAGCAGAAGCCAAAGAGCCCCACUACCAGCAGAGUCCUGAAGCCAAGCCAAGGCCAAAAUUCUCCUGUCUCAGGCCAGCUGAACCGCCAGGGGAGCUGGUACAGAAGAACCCCAGAGGAGAGAGUGAGGCGCUCAGACAGCCUGAAGAAGCAACACUCUUUGGGUUAACAUGUGACUCAACAUCCUCUGAUGUGUGAACUUGAAUUUUUAGACUUUUAAUACAAACCUUACACCACUGAAACUCCAGUGAGUUGCUGCUAAUAAUAGAAUUGUCUUUAAUAAUGAUUGUAUUCACUACCACACUUAAGCUAUUUGAUAUACACCAUCACAAGACCACUGUUCUUUGACUGUUGUAGCUUGCUAAAAUAAGUUUUUAGUAGCAACUUCUGAGUGUUACACACAAAACUCACAUGUAGCUUGAUGUGGAGUAUUUAAUGAAUAGGUAGGUACAAUUCAAUUUUAAAGUAUCUGUACUGCAAACUAGAAGGUCAGAGAUAAGGGAAAUACGUUUU